Molecule: messenger RNA, 2470 nt
Organism: Arabidopsis thaliana (thale cress)
Lineage: Eukaryota; Viridiplantae; Streptophyta; Magnoliopsida; Brassicales; Brassicaceae
Gene: GH9C3
Product: glycosyl hydrolase 9C3
Exons: 8
Coding region: 226-1854 (542 amino acids)
Biological process (GO): carbohydrate metabolic process
Cellular component (GO): extracellular region
Molecular function (GO): carbohydrate binding; cellulase activity; hydrolase activity, hydrolyzing O-glycosyl compounds
Source: RefSeq, marked reviewed
UCACUUUCAGCCUCUCUUUUUCUCAGCUUCGUUCACCAAACUAUAUAUCUCCCUCUCUUUCUCUUUCUCCAUUCAAAAAGUCUCUAUCAAACUUUUGAUGAAGGAUCUAUAAAUUAAACUAACAAAGUCUAAGAAAGACCCACUUAUUCUUUUCAGUCAUUUCUGUUGUACAAGAUCCAACUUUCUUUCAUAAUUUCAAAAAGAAGAUACAUAUAUAUAUAAGUAAUGGGUUCUAGAACCACCAUUUCGAUUCUUGUUGUUCUUCUUCUAGGGUUGGUUCAACUUGCAAUUUCAGGGCAUGACUAUAAACAAGCUCUAAGCAAAAGCAUUCUCUUCUUUGAAGCUCAGAGAUCAGGACACCUCCCUCCUAACCAAAGAGUUUCAUGGCGAUCUCAUUCCGGUCUUUACGAUGGCAAAUCAAGCGGCGUGGAUCUAGUGGGAGGAUAUUAUGACGCCGGAGACAAUGUGAAAUUCGGGCUUCCGAUGGCUUUCACGGUGACAACAAUGUGUUGGAGCAUCAUAGAAUACGGUGGCCAGCUGGAAUCCAACGGCGAACUUGGCCAUGCCAUUGACGCCGUUAAGUGGGGAACUGAUUAUUUCAUUAAAGCCCACCCUGAACCUAACGUUCUCUAUGGAGAGGUAGGAGAUGGUAAGUCGGACCAUUAUUGUUGGCAAAGGCCAGAGGAAAUGACUACUGAUCGUAGGGCUUACAAAAUUGACCGGAACAAUCCCGGUUCGGAUCUCGCCGGAGAAACCGCUGCCGCAAUGGCUGCCGCUUCCAUCGUUUUCCGUCGCUCUGAUCCAUCAUACUCUGCUGAGCUACUCCGUCACGCACAUCAGCUAUUUGAAUUUGCGGACAAAUACAGAGGCAAAUAUGACAGCAGCAUUACCGUGGCACAAAAAUAUUACCGAUCCGUCAGCGGUUACAAUGAUGAGUUACUAUGGGCUGCUGCGUGGUUAUACCAAGCAACAAAUGAUAAAUACUAUCUAGAUUACCUCGGCAAGAAUGGCGACUCAAUGGGUGGUACGGGCUGGUCGAUGACCGAAUUUGGUUGGGACGUUAAGUAUGCUGGUGUUCAAACCCUUGUGGCCAAGGUUUUGAUGCAAGGAAAAGGUGGAGAACAUACUGCUGUGUUCGAGAGGUACCAACAGAAAGCAGAACAGUUUAUGUGUUCGUUGUUAGGUAAAAGUACAAAGAACAUUAAGAAAACUCCAGGGGGUUUGAUUUUCCGACAAAGCUGGAAUAAUAUGCAGUUUGUCACGAGUGCUUCAUUCUUAGCCACUGUUUACUCCGACUAUCUCUCGUACUCCAAAAGAGAUCUUCUUUGUUCUCAAGGAAACAUUUCUCCAUCCCAACUCCUAGAAUUUUCUAAAUCACAGGUGGAUUACAUUCUUGGAGACAACCCUAGAGCAACAAGUUACAUGGUCGGAUACGGAGAGAACUAUCCACGACAAGUUCAUCAUCGUGGUUCGUCUAUUGUCUCCUUCAAUGUCGAUCAAAAGUUCGUUACUUGCCGUGGUGGUUACGCCACAUGGUUUAGCCGGAAAGGAAGCGAUCCAAAUGUUUUAACCGGAGCUCUAGUGGGUGGACCCGACGCCUACGAUAACUUCGCUGACCAACGGGACAAUUAUGAGCAAACCGAACCAGCAACUUACAACAACGCGCCUCUUCUUGGUGUAUUAGCCCGGUUAAUUUCCGGUUCGACCGGUUUUGACCAGCUGCUUCCCGGUGUUAGUCCGACUCCAAGUCCGGUUAUCAUAAAACCAGCACCGGUACCACAAAGGAAACCGACAAAACCUCCUGGUUUGUCAUAUUUAGAUUUCUUAUGCCAACAUCGUGAUAUACCAAUUUGAUUCGGUAUAAGAAAUUAAACAAUUUGCUUACUUUUUUGUUAUGUCUAUAGCAGCUUCUUCUCCUAGUCCCAUUACCAUAUCGCAGAAGAUGACAAACUCAUGGAAGAACGAGGGAAAAGUGUACUAUCGAUACUCUACGAUAUUAACCAAUAGAUCUACGAAAACAUUGAAAAUUUUGAAGAUAUCAAUCACCAAGCUAUACGGUCCAAUAUGGGGUGUGACGAAAACCGGAAAUUCAUUCAGUUUUCCAUCAUGGAUGCAAUCUUUACCAUCAGGCAAAAGCAUGGAAUUUGUCUAUAUCCACUCAGCUUCUCCGGCAGAUGUCUUGGUUUCUAACUAUUCUUUGGAAUGAUCAGUAGAAGUGUCUCGGUGUGUGAUACCGGUUUACUAACUUGUAAACUAGUUCACCUGCUUUUGAAUAUAUUGGGUCUAGUUUUUACCGAUUGGUUAGAUUUUUGGGAGGAUGAGAAAGAAGAAUUCUUUAGCUUGUACACAUAGCGAGAGAUUUGAGACUAUGACAUUAGGAUUAAUCUGUUUCUUGUAAUCCAAGAAAGCCUUUGCACCUUUUUAGUUUUUAUUUUUCUAUUACUAUAAAUCAAUAAUUUAUACGUUAUAA